Messenger RNA from Didymosphaeria variabile, 1299 nucleotides. RefSeq lists its product as uncharacterized. The transcript is spliced from 2 exons. NCBI's taxonomy places the organism in Eukaryota, Fungi, Ascomycota, Dothideomycetes, Pleosporales, Didymosphaeriaceae. Bases 1 to 1299 code for a protein of 432 amino acids. The record is from RefSeq and is a predicted model, not a curated record.
AUGUUGAAGAAACUCGCCUCCUCGGGCGACUCCCUGAAAACACCCCUUGGCUCCAUGCAGCAAUCCCACGAAUUCGCGUCCACGCCGACGGAAGAGCCCGUCGCCGUCCCCAACAGCACGCCCAAGACCUCUGCCUUGCCCAUGAACGCGUCUCACGGGUCUCAGAUCGAUACCUCUGCCUCCCCUACGAACAAUAUCGUCGCACCCGACACCCCGCCUACCGAGCCCCCAGCCGCAACGCCAAUAAUCUGGGGCUGUUCGCUGCCGUUAACCGAAGCGACAGUUCAAAAAUUCUCCGGCGAUUCGAGCUGCGCAACACUACAGGAGUCUUCCAUUGUCACCCCCGCCACAAGUCACACCGGUCGUCAAGACGAUACUUCCCGUGCAUCCGCGGGCAGCGAUAUCAUAACCAAGGCCAUUGAUGAAGUCACCAAGUUACGGGCACACAAUGUUCAGCCAGACACCAAGCGCGCACUUCCCAAAGAUAUUGCAGACUUUAUUUCCGGUGUUCUCCAGAGGCCUCUCGAAGGCGAGCGAUCGCCAAACGCCAAAGAAGUCGUUACAAUCUCUCAGGAUACUGCCUUUUCCGAUGAAGAUAUCUUUCUCUUCAACAUUGCGCCCUGGUUGGUCAUUCCCUUUCAUCAGCCUGGGCCGAUGCUUGCCUCGGUGGGGAAAACCAGGCUGUCAACCGACUGGUUGCCCACAGCUUCGGAGGAAAUCGUGAAGGGCCUGGGAGCUCUCAGCGAGGCCAGACCGGAUACCGCUCUCGGGUACGCGAAGAAAGGCAUUGUCGAUCCAUCGACGAAGACGGCCUUCACCAGCCAUGAGGAGUUUGUCUACCUCUCAAGGUUCGACAUAUGUGAGGAGCUUCUAAUGCCAUUUCUUACUGCCCAGUACAAGCCCGCCAACGGGGAGUCCUUCACUAUCGCCCAAUUCGAAGGUGCGCGCGAUGGUGCGUGCAUCGUCAACUAUCUGUACGAAUUCUACGACGCAGCGAAGCGUGAUGCUCCCACAACUCUUGAGACAUGCCACUUUUCAAUCACCGUCGACCCAUGGCAAGCCAUGCUUUGGGUGCAUUGGAGCGAGGCUGAGCAGGACACCCGAGCAUACUACUCGAAACUGGUCAUGACCUGUUCCAAUCGGUCGGUCAGUCAGGUUCAGGAGUUCCGUGUAUAUAUCAAGAACUUGAUCAACUGGGCCUGCGAAGAUCGGCUUCGGUCAAUCAAGGAAGCACUUCCAGACUUCCACGCCAACAGAGGGCCCCCCACGAAGCGACAGAAGAAGGGCACUACUUCUUGA